Cryptomeria japonica (Japanese cedar) is the source of this 1165-nucleotide messenger RNA. RefSeq names its product protein LURP-one-related 5. Bases 328 to 1026 code for a protein of 232 amino acids. The transcript is spliced from 3 exons. The record is from RefSeq and is a predicted model, not a curated record. NCBI's taxonomy places the organism in Eukaryota, Viridiplantae, Streptophyta, Pinopsida, Cupressales, Cupressaceae.
GUGGCUCUCUGUAAAUCAUCCACUGGUUCAAAAAAAGUUCUGUUUCCUUUUGCCAGAUCAAAAAAAUUAUGUUUACAGCUGAAUCCACUCUAUUCCAAGAACAGUGAUGACAGGCCCACACAGUACAGAUGUAAUGGCCCAACGAUUAGUACGUGUGUAAAUCUGAACAAACGACAGAGAAACGACAUUUAAAAGUUAAGAAAAAGAUUUUUGAGGAAAAGACUGAUCCGUGGUGACGGCUAAAUUGAGAAAAGGAAUUUGUGCCUGUGCGGUUUUACCCUGUUACAAACCCUCAUUUAGCUGCUCUGUAGCCGAUUUAGACGCAAAAUGUCUCAAAUACAUCCAGAAUUGGAAAAUUCAUCCGUGCAAGCUGUUGUGGACAAACAGUUUUGCCAUGCGACGGCUACCACAUUGACGGUGUGGAACAAAUCUCUGCUAUUUUCAGGCGAGGGUUUUACCGUCUUUGAUUCUAAUGGAGAUCUUCUCUUCAGAGUCGAUACCUACGCCCUCGCUAAAAGUCGGUUUACUCUCAUGGACGCUGGGGGCAAGCCGCUUCUCACACUGCGCCGCAAGCUUCCCAGUCUUCACCAGAGAUGGGAAGGUUUUCUUGGAGAUGAGUUGGAUGGCCAAAAACCCCUCUUUACUGUAAGAAAAGCAUCGAUUUUACCGAUGAAUGAGUGCGUCCAAGUAUUCAUGACUUGCGGCUUCUUUUGGAAACCCUGCUCAGAUUACGAAAUUGAGGGCUCCUUUUCACAGCGCUGCUGCACCAUUUUCUCUACCGCCCCCCGUAUUGCUGCUGCAGAGGUGAAACGGAAGUGCGGCAGCGGGGGUACCCUGCUCGGUAGAGAUGUUUUCAGUCUUUGUAUUGAGCGCGGAUUCGAUCAGGCGUUCAUUAUGGGGUUGAUUAUUGUGCUGGAGCAGAUCUUCCCAGGUGACAGUGAGCUUCCUCUUGUGAAAAUGGUGGUGGAUGAGUUGAGAUCAUCACAAAAAAACAACGAGAUAACGGAUCUGUCCUCCUCUGGAUAGAUCACUUGAAUCUGUACAAUGAAUUUUUCACAUGUGGCCCUCGCUCUGUAUUUGUGCACAACCUAACAUUGCUCAAUUGGGAAAAUAUUUUUUGUCAAUAAUUUCUGAGCUUUAAUAUUCAUUUAUGUUGUACUGAUUU